Messenger RNA from Dendronephthya gigantea, 995 nucleotides. RefSeq lists its product as uncharacterized. Bases 9 to 980 code for a protein of 323 amino acids. The record is from RefSeq and is a predicted model, not a curated record. Lineage: Eukaryota; Metazoa; Cnidaria; Anthozoa; Malacalcyonacea; Nephtheidae. The transcript is spliced from 6 exons.
CGAAACGCAUGCAUUCAAUAUUGGUUGUAGAUGCUGAAGAUAUAAUUCGACAGAUAAUAGCAACCAUGACUUUGAGAUCUCUUUUAUCGAUUGUGGUUAUAUCUAGUAUAAUUCUUCAUGUGUACAGCGAGACGAUUGACCAAAAAAUUUUCAAGUCAGAUUCAUUGACAGAAGACGCUAACUUUUUUAAACUACUGGAAAUGAUCCAACAUGAAAACGCACAUGCUAGACAUCUUAUGAAUUUCAAGAAAUCGCUGGACUCAAAAAGAAAAUCUAUUCCCUCAACGGUCUACAAAAGAAUGAAAACGAAAGUCCUGGACUCUUUGAAGGAAGAUUUCCUCCGUCGCCGUGCAUUAUAUGAUGAGCAAGUUAAACAGUUAAAGUCAAUUGAGUGCCACCUGAAUACAAUUCCGGUAGAGGUACCCUAUCCAACGACUGGAUUUUCCUUCCCUGCUUUCAUCGAAUUGAAUCAGUGUAUCGGUGGAUGUGGAUUCCGUCCGCCAUAUCUAAUCCACUGUGCACCACAAGAAGCACAUCCAGUCUAUUUUAACGCCAUCGUAUUCGACGGCACAACCCACAAUAUUGAAGUGAAAAAGAUGUUCAAUCAUACGAAAUGUGGAUGUCAGUGUACCGUACAAGAACAUCAUUGUAAUAACGAAACUGAAACGUAUGAUGCUGUUGAAUGUAAAUGCAAGUGUAAAUUUCUCCCGCAUAAAUGUGACCAGGUCACGAAGCAAUGGGACACGGAUCAUUGUGGCUGCAAAUGUAUUUAUCCGCCUUACGCAUGUUCAAACACCAACAAAUUAUGGAGUUCAGAUACCUGUGAUUGCCAAUGUCGCCCUGGUAUAGAGAGCCGAUGUAAAAGAAAAAACAAGUUAUUGAAUAGCAAUACAUGCGAAUGUUAUUGUUCACCAAAUAUAAAGUGCCCAACUGGAACAAAAUUAAACAAAUCGGACUGCACUUGUUCAUUACAAGCCUGAAAUAUUUGGCAUCUU